Messenger RNA from Botrytis porri, 365 nucleotides. RefSeq lists its product as uncharacterized. Bases 94 to 273 code for a protein of 59 amino acids. The transcript is spliced from 3 exons. The record is from RefSeq and is a predicted model, not a curated record. Lineage: Eukaryota; Fungi; Ascomycota; Leotiomycetes; Helotiales; Sclerotiniaceae.
AUAAAAUGAUCGACUAGACCUACCUACUUAUCUGCAUUCUCUCAGACAUCAAAUACAUUACAAAUCAAUCGAACGAAAUCUCCUCGAAGAAAAAUGCGCGCUACCCUUUAUCAAGUCAUAGUCUUGUGCUUUGGAUUUAUGGUCAUUGCUGCCCCUCUCAGCGAUCCUAACUUCCUUGAGACCAGAUCAAGAGAUGGUGAUGAAUUUGUGAGAUGGCCUGACAACGCCAUUGAUGCAAACGGGCUUGCUGUUGCCGCCUACCAAGGGGACUGAAGAAGACAGGAGUUGUCUGACAAAUCAGAGGCUGUUUUUGGAGUUGAGCGAUAAGGAAAGGGGAUGGAAAGUGGCUUGUGGAGGCUGUGUUG